AUGAAUUCCACUAUCGUAACCAAGGCCGCGCUCCCGUCGCGAUGGCUCUCGCCUGCCCAGAUAUACCGAAGACAAAAAUUGCGCGAGAGUCUACGAAAACGUGCACCGACAAGGACACUGGUCUACGCGGCCCGGAGACCAAGUGAAUGCACAGCAAAACCAUCGUGUGCACCGCAAGUCCAGAGAAGGUCUUUCCGUGCUACGCCCAACACUUUUGCGGCCGUACGUGACCCCUACAAGACACUUGGUGUGGCCAAGGGAGCUACUCCAGCAGAGAUCAAGAAAGCAUACUACGGCUUGGCGAAAAAAUAUCACCCCGAUACCAAUAAGGAUGCUGGCGCAAAGGACAAGUUUGGCGAAAUCCAAUCCGCAUACGAGAUAUUGUCAGACCCAAAGAAGAAGGAACAGUUUGAUCAAUUCGGCGCUGCAGGUUUCGACUCAAAUGGCGAGCCGCAAGCUGGUGGCUUUGGCGGCGGCGGCGGUUUCGGUGCCGGCGGUCCCUUCUCGGGCUUCAGUGGAGGAUUUGGCGGUCAGGGAGGCUUUGGCGCCAAUAUCAACCUCGACGACCUCUUUUCCCACUUCACCGGCGGGGCGAACCCCUUUGGCGGCGGUGGAGGCGGCCGACGUGGCAGGAGCCCUUUCCAGCAGGAGAUUCUGGUCGGAGAGAAUAUCGAGGUUCAAACCAGCAUAUCGUUUAUGGAGGCAGCGAAAGGCACACAGAAGACGAUCACGAUACACCCUACAGUUCCUUGCGGUACUUGUUCUGGAAGCGGCUUAAAGACUGGCACGAAACGAACCGAGUGCAAGUCCUGCGGCGGCACUGGAACAGAAAUGCACUUCUUGACUGGUGGUUUCCAGAUGGCGUCAACCUGUUCCUCGUGCAAGGGCUCGGGCCAGACCACACCCCGAGGGUCUGAGUGCCGGACAUGUAGCGGCAACGGAGUUGUACGGGACCGCAAGACUAUCACGGUGGAUAUCCCGGGAGGCAUCGAGGACGGAAUGCGGCUGAGAGUGGACGGCGAGGGCGACUCGCCCGCUCUUGGUGACGGAGCACCACCCAACGCUCGUACCGCCCGGGGAGAUUUGUAUGUCUUGGUUCGUGUGGCUGCCGACCCCAAGUUCAAGCGCAGCGGCUCCGACAUUCUCUAUACUGCAAGUCUUCCCCUGACGACAGCUCUGCUUGGUGGUGAGGUAGUGAUACCGACACUAGAUGGCGAGGUGGCGGUCAAGAUUAAUACCGGCACCAACACUGGAGACAAGAUUACCCUGGGCGGAAUGGGAAUGAAGAAGCUCAAUGGGCGUCGGGGCGGCUCUGGAGACCUGAAAGUCGAGUUCAGAGUGGCCAUGCCAAAGUACUUGUCGGCAAACCAGCGAACCAUUGUAGAAAUGCUGGCGGAUGAGAUGGGCGACAAGACGGCCAAGCGGAUUAUGAACGUCAAGAUGCCCGAUUCCAACCCGUCACCCAACCCUUCCAAAGACGAUGACCCUGCUUCACACAAGAAUGAGGGUUUCCUAAAGUCGAUCUGGCACAACUUGACCAAUCACCCUGCCCAUCAAAACCAGUCGGAGCAAAAGGCCUCCGGCUCCAACCAAAAGACUGACGGAGCCGCUGAGAAGAAAUCCGAUGAAGAGUCGAAGAAGGAGUCUGGUUCGGGCUCGGGCUAG
Molecule: messenger RNA, 1665 nt
Organism: Pestalotiopsis fici W106-1
Lineage: Eukaryota; Fungi; Ascomycota; Sordariomycetes; Amphisphaeriales; Sporocadaceae
Product: DnaJ
Exons: 3
Coding region: 1-1665 (554 amino acids)
Biological process (GO): protein refolding; response to heat
Cellular component (GO): cytoplasm
Molecular function (GO): ATP binding; heat shock protein binding
Source: RefSeq, a predicted model, not a curated record